CCUCUCUCUCCCCGGUUGUCGUCGAGGGCGUGCGGCCUGGUGAAAAUGAUGGCUGUGGGAUCCCUGGACGAAGAGAUAUUAUCACCUGAUUUUGUGGAUCAUACGAGAAGAAUGUGUGGUCCUUAUUUCAACUUCGUUUCAACUCCUCACAAAAACAGCACAGAUGCUGUCCUACACUUCAAGAUAUUGGUGCCAAGUGCAGCUGCUGGUGCUAUUAUUGGCAAAGGGGGCGAAACAAUUGCCCAGCUUCAAAAAGAAGCUGGUGCUAGAGUCAAAAUGUCCAAAGCCAAUGAUUUCUACCCUGGAACCACUGAGCGUGUCUGCCUCAUCACUGGCUCCCCUGAGGCAAUUCUGCAGGUGCUGCAGUUCAUCCAGGAGAAAAUCAGAGAGAAACCAGAUCCCAAUGGAAAGCCAGCCAUUGACUUUGAUAAUAAGAUGAUGGCAGAGAGAGACAAGCAGGUAAAGAUUCUGGUGCCAAACAGUACUGCCGGUAUGGUGAUCGGCAAGGGCGGCAACUACAUCAAGCAGAUCAAGGAGGAGACGGGCGCCUACGUGCAGAUCUCGCAGAAGGCCAAGGACCAGACCCUGGCCGAGCGGUGCAUCACGGUUAUCGGUGAGCGCGAGGUCUCCCAGGCGGCCUGUAUGAUGAUCCUGAUGAAGGUGAGCGAGGACCCGCAGUCGGGUAGCUGCCUGAACGUCAGCUAUGCAGACGUCAGCGGGCCGGUGGCCAACUUCAACCCGACCGGCUCGCCGUUCGCCGUCAGCAGCUCCGGAUCGCCCAGCGGACAGAGCAACGGCAACGUCGACUACGAGAACUUCGUGGCCAACCCGACGGUGCUGGCCAACGGUCUUCAGCUGGAACUGCACCCGCUGCCGCACAACGGGACGGGACACCACCUGACGCCGCAGACGCUCGAUCACAUCCACAAUACGCUCCGGAGCAGCGGCUACCCCGAACAGGCCGCUAACGAGAUAACGACUGCGAUCGAUACGCUGGCCAUGUACGGUAUUCUGGGCAUCAGCGUGCCGGGCUCUCCGAUUUCGCCGGGCCAGAGCUCGCUGCCCGUCUCUGGAAGCUAUCCGCACCCCUCGAACGCGCUGAUGGCCGGCCUCAAUGUCUCCACCAGUGAGUCUUUGAACGGCAACUCCUCGCUGUACAGCCCGCUCUCGCCGAUGGUGGCUCUGCCGUCGUCGGGCUCUCAGGGCGGCCCGCCCGGCUCGCCCGGCCGCAAACAGGACCCGUUCACGUCCACGGCGGCCGAGGCGUACGACCCGUUCCGCGGUCCGGCCGCACUCAGCCCACUGCCCGUCAAUAACAACUCGUACGGGCUGGGUACGCAGUCGGGUGGCCUGGCCGGCCUGAGUAAGAGCCCGCCGCCGCCGGGCGUGCUGCAGUCGGCCAUCAUCAAACAGGCCGAGACGCCCGACGGACAGCACAAGGUCGACCUGGAGGUGGGCGAGUACAUUAUCGGCGCCAUCCUGGGUCCGGCCGGACGCAACCUGCUCGAGAUCCAGCACCUGAGCGGUGCCACCAUCCAGAUCUCCAAGAAAGGCAUGUUCCGGCCGGGCACGCGCAACCGGAUCGUGACGCUGCUGGGCUCGGCGCAGGCCAUCAGCACCGCCCAGUACCUGGUCGAGCAGAAGAUCAGCGAGGAGGAGGCCAAACGGGCGCGCCAAACGGCGCUGGUGGGCACGCCGCACUAGCGGCCGCCGCCGCCCGCCCCGCCCCGCCGCGCGGCGCCCGCCCGCCCGCUUUACACUCUCAUCUGGCGGGCCGCCGCGCGCGCCGGCGGCGUCGCCUCAUGCGCUGCGCAGCUGCCGGCUCGCCCUGCCGCGCCGGCGCGCCGGCCGGCCGGCCGGGCGGCCGCACGGGAGCAUCCUGGGAGCGCCAUCAUGUUAUCGCUCGCCACCCGCGCCCCGGCCGAGCCGGUCCCGACACACAUACACACAUAGACACACACAGAGGAGCGCGACGCGCCAUAGCCGGAGCAGAGGGAGAGAGAGAGCGAGAGAGCGACCGGCGCCACGUCACGUGUUUGUGUUCCGUCUUCAUUUAGGGUAGUUAAGCUAACGUUCAGAAGCGUUUAACUGUUGCUCGUUGCGUGCAUUCUCACUACACAUACAUGCAUACACAUACCAGCAUUACAUACAUACGCGUAUAUAUGUAGGUGUUUAACUGGAAUAGCGCUAACUAUGGGCUAUGAGGUGCUGUGGUGGGAGUGGUCUGCCCCUCACUGGUGCUGGGUCAGAUCCGGGCAGGAACGCGCCGCCGCCGCGGCCCGGCCGGCCCGCCGCGCGCACCGCGCCGCCCGGCCGGCCGGCCCGCGGCCGCCGCUCGCCGUAGGCCGGCCCCCUAGUCAUGGGUCGGCGGUCGCUCACGGGCUGCCCGUCCGCCGGCGCGUCGCGCGCCGCGCGCCGGCUCAUCUUCAGUCGCUUUCUCACUCGGUCAUUCAUUCUGGGAGUGCGCGCGCGCGCAGUACCAUGGCUCACUCAUUACCAAACGUCUCAGGAACGGGUCGGCGCGCGCGCCGCCGCCGCCGCCGUCGCCACCGCUCUCUCAUCUUCACCAUCUGGAGUGCCGCCGCUGCCGUCGCGACGGACGCCUCUCCGCUGUAACCGCCCGACCUAGCCGCGCGCGCUGCCCGCUCCCUUCCCGCGCGCCGUGCAUGCCCUGGCGAAUGGUGGAGCGCCGCCGCCGCCGCCGCCGCCGCCCCCGCCGCGCCGAGAGCUAUGCAUAAUGGUUUGAGUUGGUGUGUGGUAGGGAGGGAGGGAGGGACUGGGGGAGUGGGGAGGGAGGGUCUGUCUGUCCCAGUGCCUGAAUCAUGGUUGGCAGUAGAGACUGCAGAUAUCGUUACUAUCGGGACUUGAUUGUCGCCACAUCCCUGCCGCCGGCGUGCCGCCCAAACUUAUCUCUUCAUUUUCAAGCCAUGGGGUUUGUUGCAAUACGUGUAGUCUAGCAUCGCCGCGUGAAAAUGAAGGGUCUCGUCCCGCGUUUUACCAUAGAGAUCGUGUAUUACUGGAGCUUAGCCGGUCUUGCGAGGCCGCGGCAGUCUGGUGGAUCAAUUUGAGCUGCUUUGCUCACUGAUGAACUCGUAUUUUGUAACUUGUCAAUGAACUAUAGUCUAGAGAUUUAUUAUUGAUUGACCUCGGUCGUCCAAGUUCAUUUCUUUUCGUUGAAAGAAGUGCAUUUUUUAGUUUUUAAGCCUUAUGACUUUUCGACUUUCAAUUGUGUAAAGUUGACUAUGAAGAGGCAGUUUCUUUAACGAGUUCUAGCAGUUUGAAAGCGGUGCUAAACGGAUCCACCGAAGUUCUGCUCAAACCUCCUUUCACCAUAUCUGCGCGAAUGCAGCUGCCGAGGGCUGGCUGCUCCAGGCAUGCAUGAUCUCUAUGCGUUUUACGACCAAAACCAUUUUCAGGCGUGCCAGUCCCCCGUAAGUCAUUUCCGCAUCCAUCUCGUUUCAAGUUGUUGCGUUGUUUUUUAUGAUUAUUGUCGAUUUCCUGGUCGGCGUACAGAUGUUAACUGCGCAUGCGCUUGCGCACGCGCAGCGGCGACCCCUGUGCUCGGAAGGCCGCGCGCGCGCGCCCGUAUGCAAGUGGCCGGCCGCCGCUGCCCUGGGCGACAUCACGUGACCGGCCGGCUGUGAUGCGCCGGCCUCCUGGCUGUGGCCACGUGACUGGUGCGGCGCCGUCCUCGUGACUACAGCUACCUUCGGUGCGCGGCUCGGUAGGAUGUCUAUCAUGUGUUGUAUACCAUUCAUUAUUUACAUGGUGUAAGCGAAACUACAACGCACCGAAUAAAGGGCUAUCUUCCAGCUGUAUCA
Messenger RNA from Amphibalanus amphitrite, 3821 nucleotides. RefSeq names its product RNA-binding protein Nova-2-like. The transcript is spliced from 9 exons. The record is from RefSeq and is a predicted model, not a curated record. Gene Ontology annotation, molecular function: mRNA binding. Bases 46 to 1704 code for a protein of 552 amino acids. Gene Ontology annotation, cellular component: cytoplasm; nucleus. Lineage: Eukaryota; Metazoa; Arthropoda; Thecostraca; Balanomorpha; Balanidae. Gene Ontology annotation, biological process: regulation of alternative mRNA splicing, via spliceosome; mRNA splicing, via spliceosome.